CGUUACGGUUGGAAGCCAACCAAAUGACGUGGCUCCGCAGAAACGCUCCCGGCUUCUCUCUACCUUUUUUUAAUGAAUUAAUCUCCCAACCAAUCAAAACAAAAUAAACAAUUUAAAUUUCCCCCCAAUAUGACCGUUGGGAAACAAAUCUCAAAACCCGCCUAAAACGUUCAAAACCACCCACACAGAAAGCGGAACCUUUCACUCUCUCCAUCUCUGUUUCUAUCUCUCUUUUCUGCCCUCCCAAUCCCCCACAAAAAGUCCAAUCUUUCCAUGGCGGAAAACAGUGAAAACCCACCGUCUUCAUCGUCGAUCAUGGUCCCCAAGCCGCGGCACCCGCUCCACCAAAUAGCGGAAACCCCCACCCACAAGCUCUUACUGAAGCAGUGGCUGAAGGAGGAAGAACUGAUCCUGAACAGAGUGUCUUUCAAGGAGUCACAGAUCGACUCAGUCCGCCGGGAAAUCACGCAGCUCUACGUCUUCUUCUUCCUUUUCCACUCCAUUUCCUUGCUUCUCCUCUUCAACCACGCUUCUUCUGUUUCCUCUGCUGCUGCUGCGGCUUCUUCUGCCUCGUGCAAGCGAUCCUGGAUCCCGUUGCUCUCUUCGCUGCUCUGCUCUAUGGGGAUCGUGUGGGCGGUUCGGUACAAGACGGAUGUGGAAUCCCACAUGGAGAAGCUUCUGGAGAGGGAGAAGGAAGACGGGAAGCUGCUGGCGAAGUGCGUCGAGGAGUUGAAGAAGAAAGGUCUGGAGUUUGAUCUGUUGAAGGAAGUGGAUGCGCUGAGGAGGGCGAAGAGCUUGAGGGUGGAAUCCAAGGCGGUGAAGAAGUGGUCUGCGAGGGAUUUCGCGACCCUGUUCUUCUUUACCGUUGCCUGCCUCGUUCUGGGUUUAACUAGAGUAAUAUUGUGCAGCUAGAUAAUUGGCUAAGGGAUUUCUCCCCGGUUUCUCUCUUGUUCUGGAGAAUGCUCCGGUUUCGUCUUUUGUUUUAUUGGGAUGAUCUGUUUCAAUUUUGGGAAGGAAGAUUCGAGGAAUUUAUGGGUAAAUGGGGGAUUGGUUGCAGCAGAAUGCUCUGUUCUGCGUAUUAUUUUGUGUAAUGGCUGGGAAGGAUCCUGUAAUAAGAUAAUCAGAUAACCUGACAAAGAAUUGUUGAAGCUCCUGGCCUAUUGGUUGAUGAUAGGGUUCUUCUUGGUCCUUACAUUACCAGCUAUCCAACUUAUAAUACAGUGAUUCAAAUGAC
Molecule: messenger RNA, 1234 nt
Organism: Linum trigynum
Lineage: Eukaryota; Viridiplantae; Streptophyta; Magnoliopsida; Malpighiales; Linaceae
Source: the annotation of a GenBank genome assembly